AUGCCUUACGCCGAGCCCACCUCCCCCAUCCCCUCUCCGGCCAAGGAGACAUCCUCCCGCAAGGGCUGGAUGUCCCCUCCGACCCACGUCGAAGACAUGGACGCCGGACCAUCUAUAGCCACCGGUCCCAUGCCUGGCAUUCCUCGUCGAACAUCCUCCAACCACUCUUCCUCCUCAUCCACCCCUCGCCGUGCCCUCUCCCCCACGGUGUCUCGCCAUUCCAGCGCUACACAGCCCUUUGUCGCUUCUCGGCCGAUGGAGGGGCUGCCUAGGCGGCUGAGCAGUAGCGGUGGCGGAAGCGGGAUGGGCGUCUCGGGUCUUCCCACAGACGGCGGCUCGCUCGGUCUCAAGCUCCACCCCAGUCCCGUCAAGGGUACGGUCCCACCACCUACACCUCGCUCUCAGAAAGACUCGAUGAGCUCCGUCUCCACCGUCGAUAGCUCUCUACCUCCUACACCAUCAGACGAACCCGCCGACCUCCCCUACACCUCUCCCAAAGACCAGUACAUCUCCGGCGGCAUCCCCUUCCCGCCAUACCAGCCCGCGCCUCGGUCCGCCGCGCCCGCUCGGAGCGCCAUGUCGCCCGCUCGCCCGACCCUCAUCAACUCUCGGCGGUCCUCCCACAUGUCUUCACAUCGGCGCGACGGCCACUCGGGGUCGCUCCAGAUGUUCCCCCAAUCCUCUUCUUCCUCUCACCUCCCCGUCCAGUCCACACCGGUCGGGACCUACUCUCCCGCUGUUCGCCCAGCUUCCAUGAUCCGCAAAAAGUCCGGCGAGGUCGUCAAGCCUUCUCUGAAGCAGCGGUCCAUGUCCACCCCAGACCUCACUCGGCAGAAAGAGGAAUCAUCACCCAACUCGCCCGAGACGGAGGAUCGGGACUUUCCCGAGGAACGCUCCAAGUCUGUCCGCUUUGCAGACACCGACGAGGCGGCGGACGGUCGAGCGCUCGAAAACGUCGUCCUCUUCCUCCGUGAACAAAAGGUCACUGCGAUCGGCAAGGCGGCGGAUCCGGAUCGUGCGGGCCAAAUCACCGAUACGGAAACCGAGGUUGACAAUGAUACGGAUGCGUCCGACUUUGUGCAGUUCCGCACUCGCCGGAAUGCCGCUGCGCAGAAGACGGAUGAUGAUCGGCUGGUCAUGGAGGGAGGGAGUACGGUGCCGAGGGUCCGCGUGGACUUUGGCGAUCCGCGCUCGCUGCAGGGGGAGAAUGUGGUGCUGGAGCGGAUUGAGCUGGCGACCGAUGCGGGACCGCUCCACCUCAAGGGAACGGCGAUCGUCAGGAAUUUGUCGUUCCAGAAAUGGGUCGCUGUACGGUUUACCAUGGAUCACUGGCAAACCGUCUCUGAAGUCGCCGGUCUGCACGUCACCCACAUCCCGUCCGAAACCACCGGUGACGAAGGAUGGGACCGCUUCUCCUUUUCCGUCAAGCUCGAGGACUACAAGCGCAAGCUCGACGAGCGCCAACUCGUCAUGUGCAUCCGGUUCUCGAUCGACGGGCAGGAAUGGUGGGACAGCAACACGGGGAUCAACUACAACUUUACGUUCAAAAAGGCCGCUCCACGUCGUCCGACCCGUCACUCCAAUCCCGCCGGAUACCCCAAGAUGGCAGCGCAAGAUGCGUCCCUCGCUAGCCUCCCCGGUCUGCGGCAGAACCGUCACGUCUCCCCCUCGAGCCAAAUCAACCGGGCGUUCGGCGUCAGCGACAGCAAUCGGCAGACGACCGGACCAAAAUCUUGGAUCUUCCCCAAGUUCGCCGCCAAUAUUGACGGUCCCCCGUCACGCCCCGACUCACCCGUCACACCUGCCCCUGCUGCGUCGUUCCGAGCGCCCAAGGUCCCGGACGUACACAACCAUCUCUCCCUCUCCAAGCGGUACUGCGCGCCUUCGCCGCCUACCUCCCCUCCCAAGCUAUCGGAAGGGGACCAGCUCUCGCCCCCGCUCAUGCUCUCCCCGGACGUCGAUCUGAGCAUGGGCUUCGUCGCUGGUCAUCCGGCGACGCUGUAUCCUGCUCGCGCUGGCGUAGCGCAUGAGCGCCGCAGCAGCUGGAACGGCGAGACGGAUACGUGGAAGUCGUUCUCGCAGGCGCUGAGUGAGACGAGCGAGACGGAGACGGAUGAGCCGGUCCAGCCUAUUGAUGGGGAGACGACGCCCAUUGCGCUUAGGUCUCGCUCGCCUCAGCGCGGCGGGAUGGCUCCUGAUCCUCUCGAGCGAGGUAGGGAGCAGGAGAGGGACAUGGAUAGUGAUAGCCGGGACGGGUCGCCCGAAUUCCGCGGUCUGCGCACCAAGCGGUCCACCGGCAAUCUACGCGAUCUCCUCUCGGACGAGACACCCCCUUCGUCCAAUGUAUCUUCCCCUCCUUCGCCCGCCAUUGUCGGUUUGCCCGUCAUGGACAUGUCACCCCAUUCGUCCGUCGCCUCUACCGGCGCAUCGAGCCCUAUCACCAAUUUCAGCAAUAGCGAUUCGGGUCCUGACCUUUCGGAUCUCGUCAUCCAGGUGGACCCGGACGAGAGGGGCAGAGUGGGCGACCCUAAGCUGUUGACGAAUAAUUACGAGGAGUUUUUGAAAAAGUUCUGCUUUUUCCAAUCCCCACGCAUGACGCCCGUCGAGGGUAUCGUCCCGUCUCCUCAUCCACGCGCAUACGCCCACCCCGGCCAACCAGGACACGGCAGCCCUUCCGGCUUCCCCUUCUUCCACAACUCAUCCUCCAACUCGCCGCGCGGCACGCCGACACCUACGGGUCAAUACGACUCGGCGUCCGACGCGUUCAACUUCCCCGUCGUUCCCAGUCCGCUUAUCCCGCAUUCGCAGCUGCAGCUGGGCCAGUCGACGUCGAGUACGGGAUCGACGGAGGAGACGGGCUCGACGAUGAGCUCGAUGAGCACGGCGGGGACGGAGGGCGAAGGUGAGGGGGAUGAGAUGGGUGGUAUUGAAAGAGGUGCGGUGGAGGGUACGAGCGGGAGUACGCCCAAGGCGACGCCGAUGUUGGGGAACAGCCCGGGGACGCCCGCUUCCCACCUGGAGGAGCUGCAGGCGGCGUAUGGGACCCAGGGGCUACCGUGGGCGAGGUCCAACCCGCCUCAGCUUGCCGGAGGCCACUAG
Dioszegia hungarica is the source of this 3099-nucleotide messenger RNA. RefSeq names its product putative phosphatase regulatory subunit-domain-containing protein. The record is from RefSeq and is a predicted model, not a curated record. The coding region runs from base 1 to 3099 and encodes 1032 amino acids. Gene Ontology annotation, molecular function: glycogen binding; protein phosphatase 1 binding. Gene Ontology annotation, cellular component: protein phosphatase type 1 complex. The transcript is spliced from 3 exons. Lineage: Eukaryota; Fungi; Basidiomycota; Tremellomycetes; Tremellales; Bulleribasidiaceae. Gene Ontology annotation, biological process: regulation of glycogen biosynthetic process.